CCACCCGUGCAUUAGCUUCAUUCAUUCAAAGCAUCUUCUUCUUCUUUCUUUCUCUUCAAAAUCCUUUAAUCUUUCUUUCUUUCUCUUCAAACGCGCUUGUCGUGAAGUGAACUAAAUGACACUCGCGGCUUGUCUUCUUCUCUCUUAAAUGCUAAACCCUCCUCUAUUUUCCCUUCUCAACCAUUCCUUCCUUUUCUUUUUCCCUUCCAUUCCAAUGGCCAACAUUUCUCUCUUCCUUCUCCCCCUUCUUUUCUCCUCUCUUUCCGGCUUCCUCUGCCGGAGCUUGCCUCCCACCCCUACAACCGCCGUGCUCGACGUCGCCACUUCCAUUCAGAGGACUCAACAGAUCUUCGCAUUGGACCCUGAAUCUUCAAUGACAGAUGAAAAUACCGUCUCCGAUUCAUCUUCCUUGACUCUCCAGUUGCAUUCCAGGAUUUCAGUUAUGAAAACCUCCCACAGUGACUACAAAUCCCUCACAUUAUCCAGACUGAAGCGCGACUCUGCUCGAGUCAGAUCUUUGACUGCUAGGAUGGAUUUAGCCAUUCGAGGCAUUACUGGAGCAGAUCUUGAACCCCAAUUUGGGGCUGAGGAUUUCGAGAGUCCGAUUGUGUCAGGCGCGAGUCAGGGGAGUGGUGAGUACUUCUCCCGAGUCGGAAUCGGUCGGCCGCCGAGUCCGGUUUACAUGGUGCUCGAUACUGGCAGCGAUGUAAGUUGGGUACAAUGCGCGCCUUGCGCUGAAUGCUACGAGCAAACAGAUCCAAUCUUUGAGCCUACUUCCUCUGCUUCUUUCACUUCUCUGUCCUGCGAAACAGAGCAAUGCAAAUCGCUCGAUGUUUCGGAGUGCCGGAAUGGUACUUGUCUUUACGAGGUCUCUUACGGUGAUGGGUCUUACACAGUCGGCGAUUUCGUUACUGAAACUGUUACUUUCGGCUCGACUUCUCUCAGAAACAUUGCCCUAGGUUGUGGCCAUAACAAUGAGGGUUUGUUCAUCGGCGCUGCUGGCUUGCUCGGACUCGGCGGCGGCUCGCUCUCGUUCCCUUCACAGCUCAAUGCCUCGUCUUUCUCGUAUUGUCUCGUGGACCGCGACUCUGAUUCCACCUCGACUCUCGAUUUCAACUCACCGAUUCCUCCCGAUGCCGUAACCGCGCCGCUUCACCGGAACCCUAAUUUAAACACGUUCUUCUACCUAGGCGUGACGGGGAUGAGCGUCGGAGGUGAUAUACUUCCGAUUCCGGAGUCGUCGUUCCAAAUGAGCCAAGACGGUAACGGCGGGAUCAUCAUCGACUCCGGUACCGCCGUGACGCGGUUGCAGACCACCGCUUAUAACGUGCUGCGCGAUGCAUUCGUCAAGAGCACGCACGAUUUGCAGUCCGCACGUGGCGUGGCGUUGUUCGAUACAUGUUACGACUUGUCGUCAAAGUCGAGAGUUGAAGUACCGACGGUGUCGUUUCAUUUCGCCAACGGGAAGGAAUUGCCGUUGCCGGCUAAAAAUUACCUGAUACCGGUUGACUCUGAAGGGACGUUUUGUUUCGCCUUUGCUCCUACGGAUUCCACGUUGUCAAUCCUCGGGAACGCACAGCAGCAAGGGACACGUGUCGGUUUCGAUCUAGCUAAUUCGCUCGUUGGGUUCUCCCCCAACAAAUGUUAAUUGUUAUAUAGUUUUUUUUUUUUUUUUUUUUUAAUAAUAGAAGUUUCGUCGUCUUAAUCAGUUUCUUAAUCCCUUUUUUUAUUAAGCUAAUUACUGAUUUUCAAGUGGCUCUUGUAACAUAGAAUGAUGAAAUGGACCACUGGUUAACGG
Messenger RNA from Benincasa hispida (wax gourd), 1798 nucleotides. RefSeq names its product Eukaryotic aspartyl protease family protein. Gene Ontology annotation, biological process: proteolysis. NCBI's taxonomy places the organism in Eukaryota, Viridiplantae, Streptophyta, Magnoliopsida, Cucurbitales, Cucurbitaceae. The record is from RefSeq and is a predicted model, not a curated record. Gene Ontology annotation, molecular function: aspartic-type endopeptidase activity.